AUGGCUGCAGGCGCUGCUCUCCCCGGCUUGUUCUUCUGCUUCGCCGCCAUGGUGUUGCUGAUCUUCGUCUCUGUAUCAGCACCAACAUGGAAUGCGGUUAGAUUCCUGUCCGUAUAUGCGCCGGGACACACAACCCGCUUCGGUUGCUUCGGCUACACGGGAACGGACCAUCAUAUCGGUUACUACUUUGACCAAGCAAUCAUCGGGGCUACCGUUCCCAGCCGAUUGAAUGAUCACAUCCUGCACAACCUCACCGAGACCCUCAUCCUACACCCCAUCGCCGCUGGCCUCGCAGGCAUCGCCUUCCUUUUCGGUCUCUGCGGCGCCGGCUACCACCGCGCAGGCACCGUCUUCAUGUCCCUCAUCGCCGCCCUCGCCAUGCUCACCACCCUCGUCGCGUGGGUCCUCGACAUGGUCCUCUUCGGCAUCGCGCGCGACCGCUUCCGCGACGCGGGGGUCAACGCGCAGUUCGGCAACGCGCUCUGGCUCACCCUGGGCGCGCUCGUCUCCUUGUUCAUCGGCUUCGUCCUUGCCGCGUGUGGUGUCUUUGGCCACUACAGGAGACGCAGGACUGCGUACUAA
Messenger RNA from Gloeophyllum trabeum ATCC 11539, 582 nucleotides. RefSeq names its product pali-domain-containing protein. The record is from RefSeq and is a predicted model, not a curated record. The transcript is spliced from 3 exons. Gene Ontology annotation, cellular component: cell division site; plasma membrane; growing cell tip. Bases 1 to 582 code for a protein of 193 amino acids. Lineage: Eukaryota; Fungi; Basidiomycota; Agaricomycetes; Gloeophyllales; Gloeophyllaceae.